Molecule: messenger RNA, 3615 nt
Organism: Paramecium octaurelia
Lineage: Eukaryota; Ciliophora; Oligohymenophorea; Peniculida; Parameciidae
Source: the annotation of a GenBank genome assembly
AUGAAUAGUAAACAACUAAAGCAAAUUUCCUCUAUUUUAAAUUUAGUAAGAAUAACAUUCUAAAUAGAUCAAUUCCUUUUAAUUUAUUCAACCAAAACUUAAUCAGCUUUCAGAUUUAAGUUCAGGAAUUGCUUUAUAAUAAAUGUUAUAUCACAUGUAUUAUCAAUUAUCUUUAUUUAGUUUUGAGAUUGAAAUUUAAUUGGAAUAAAAUGAUAAUUGGGAAAUGUAGAUGAAAGAAAUUAAGGAAUUAUGGAAUGCAUUUGAAAGCAAACUUAAACUUCCAUAAAAGCCAAAUUUUCUCCAGGUUGUCAAAAAUAGAAAUGAAUAGUGUAUUUUGGAGAUGGUAAUGAAUAUUUAAAAAUAUAAUAGAUGGUAAGCCUAUUAUAAGCUAUAAUACAUUCUCCAUAUUCAAGUGAAUUGGUCACUCCGAUGAUGCAACUAGAUUAAGAAACAUAAAUGGUUCUAUUAAAAUUAAUAUAAGAAGAGCAAUCUUCAUUGACAUUAGAUCAAGAGUCAAAGAUAUCAGAUGAAGUGUUACGUAAAUUCGAAGAAUUAGAGUAUGAAAAUUAGAAAUUGAAUCAAGAAUUACUGCUUUCAAAAGAAUAGUAUGAAAUGGAGAAAAAAAAGAUGAAGGAAGAUAUGGAAAUAGUGCAAGCAGAUAUAGAAACAAGAUAAAAAACAAUAAAUUCUUUGAAUGAAGAUUUGAAUCAAAUUUAUGAAGUUACACAAACAAAUUCAGUUAGUGAAGUUUGUGAGUACAUUCAUAAUAGAAUUGAUGAUAUCAAAGGAAUGUAAUAAAUAAUAGAAACCUUAAAAAACGACCAACAAUAAGAGAAAGAUGUGCAUGAGGAGAUAGUUAGAGAUUUGAGAAAUAAAUUGGAGGCAGGAUAUAGAAAAUACACCUAGAUGCAAAAAUUAGAAAAAUAUUGUGAACAACUUAAAACUUAAUUGUCUGAGUCUCUUCAAGAAUAAACUAAAAACAAGGAAAACUUGAAGUAAAAUUCAAAGUUGAAAGAAGAGAAUAUUGAAUUAACUAACAAAGUUACUUAAUUACAAUAAAAAUUGGACUCUCAAAAAUAGUUACAAAAAUAAAAUUAAAAAAUCUAAAGCUAAUAGGAGUUUGAUAUUUCCAAAGCCAGAUCAGAGAAUGAAUCUUUGAGUAGAUAAUUGAAAUUGAGAGAAUAAGAAAUAUUUAAAUUGAAAUAAGAAAUAAUAGAUUUGGAACACAACAUCCACAAUAAAACAGAAUAAUCCUAAUUGGAAAACAGCUCAGUUAUGUUGCACUCUCUUAAUGAUGGAGAAGAAAGAAGAAACUUUAGUGGAAUCUUCACUCCAAAAAGGAACCUUGGAUUAGAAUUAUCCUAAUUAAUCACGAAAUCUAAUUAUUUGAUAGAAGGAGAUCAGAAACUCAAACUUGAUGUUCAUACAUAAACUGAUGACAAUUAUGAAUCCUCUACUCUCCUCAAGAAAUAGGAUUCUAGUUUUGACGAAGAGAUUCUAUCAUCAUAAUUAUCUUUCUGGAAAACCUAAUGUUCUGACUUGCUAGCAGAGCGAGCAUUGUAUGAGGAGAAGUAAAAUUAAUUACACAAAGAGAUGAAGGAAUUACAAAUUAAAUUAGAAUAAUUUUUUAUUGAAUAGCAUAAGUAUGAAUAAGAAUUAUAGGAGGCUAAGGAUAAAGUGUUGAGUUUAAUAGAGGUAAAUUUCAACUUAUUUAUUAUAGGAUAACAAUGUAAUUAGAAGUUAGUUCGAGUAAUCCUUACAAAAAAUAGCUUUGCAAGACAAACAACUAGUGGAAUUUCCUUAGAUAAAAGAGUAAUUGAAGGGAGCCUUACAAAAAUUAGAAAAAACUGAGGAAUAACUUAGAAUGAAAAAGAAAAAGAAAGUGCCCAUAAAUCAAUCUUCGUUGAUGAAUAAACAGCUUGAAAUCACGAAGAAGACUUAUGAAGAAUUGCUAUUAAUUAAAUAGGAAGAACUGUAGUUGUUGGCUGCAUCGAUCUAAGAUAUAAUCAUUAAUUAUAAUGUUUCCUAAAUCUUGUGAUGAAUUAUAUCAAUGUCGUCUAUUCAAAAAAUUGUUCCUUGGUUCAUCCACUCGUUACUUCUAUGUCUUUUCUGACAGAGUGAUCGCAAAUAAAGUAGAAAUUAGAACUAUUUCUACUCUUAGGAUUCCAAUAGAAAACGAACAGAUCGGAUAUUUUCUAACACCAAUACCAAUAGAUUGAUUUGGAGAUACACAAAUGAGUAGCCAUUAAAAUUAAAGGGACUGAUUUUUGACUGUGGCGAUUUAUAAUUUGAAUAUUUCGGAGAGGAUCAAACACUUCGUGAAUUGAAAAAAAAUGUUUCUAAACUCUUUUUUUAAGCAAAAGUCUAAGAAGAAUAUAUGGCUUAAUAAGUGAUUGGAUAGGGAAAUUAUGCCUUAGUAUUUAAAAGCUGAUUUUUAUAUUAGGUUCUUGAAUUACAGCAUUUACAUUCAGAUCAAAGAUUUGCAUCCAAAUGUAUUGAUAAAAAGAAAGUAUAGGCUAUCGAAUAAGGAGAAGUAACACUAUUGUUCUAUAUUAAGUAAUCAGUCUAAAAUGAGAUUAAAAUCAUGAGAAUAUUAAGUCCGCACAAAUCACUCAUAAAUCUCAUUGAAGUUUAUGAAGGAGACAACAAUAUAUACUUGAUAAUGGAUUUAGCUUAAGGUGGAAGUUUGUAUAAGGAAAUGAAAAAUAAAGUAAGUCUUUAUAGUAGAGAAGAAGUUCAGAAUGUAAUUAUUUCAUAAUUAUAAAAGAUCAUGUAUUAGAUUUUAUCAGGAUUACAUUAUAUACAUUCGAAACGAAUUAUGCAUAGAGAUUUAAAACCAGAAAAUAUAUUAUUUAGAGAAAAAGGGAAUCUGAAUACCUUGACCAUUGCUGAUUUCGGUCUCUCCGUAGAAAUAGAUGCCUUUCCAUACUUAUAUCCAAAAUGUGGUACUCCAGGAUUUGUGGCUCCAGAAGUUGCUAAUCUGAUUGAUAAAACCUAGCCAUACACAGCUGCUUGUGACAUAUUCUCGGCAGGUGUCAUAUUUCAUAUUUUACUUUUGGGAGAAGGAUUAUUUGUAGGAAAUGGUCAUUAAGAGAUUUUGAGAAUGAAUAAAGAAUUUUAAGUGGACUUUUCAAAACCGAAAUAUCAAUAAUUAGACUACGAUGCAAAGGAUCUAUUGUAAGAUAUUGAUUAGUAAUCUAGAUUCAAAAUGACUGCUUAUAAUUUCUUGUAGCGUUAUACUUCUGAGCAAUGUCUGUAACAUCCGUUCUUUUAAAAUAAUGGCAAGUAACAAUCAUAAUAAAAAAUAACUUAAUUCAAUACUUCCUAAAUUGAAGAAAGUCCCAAUAAAGAUUCCUUUAACCAAUAUCUAUAAAAUUACAAUAGUCCUAAUUAAAAAUUAAUAAGUCAAGAUAGUAAGAAACUAUCUAUAGUUACUCGAACUCCACUUUAUGGUCCUAAAGCUGUUACUCCUUAGGUACAAAUUCAAAACGACAUUUUGGAAGAGCUAAGUCCCUUAAGUCAUUUUUCUUUGGAUUAAGAAUAAUAAGGUGGGUAAGAAAAUGAUAACCACUAAAUUGCUAAUACUAAAUGAUUAUUAUAUUAUUUACAAUCGAU